AUGAUCAUCAUCGACUCCGACGUCGCUGACGUGGACUCGAUGAUUUCCCAUGUCGCCGGUCUGGUGACCGACGAGGGAGGGACGAUCAUGUCCACCGACAACUGGGGCAGGCGCAAGUUCGCCUACAAGAUCAACCACAAGACCGAAGGCAUCUAUGUGGUAUGGGAGAUCGUGACUUCCACGGCCGGUCUUCCCGCCACCGAAAGGCGACUGCGGCUCGCGGACGAAAUCGUCCGCCACAAACUGUUCCGGCUUCCCGACGCCGAGGCCGAGCGCCGCGGUCUGCUCGCGGAGGCCAAGCCGGCUGCUGCCGGCUGA
Molecule: messenger RNA, 318 nt
Organism: Geodia barretti
Lineage: Eukaryota; Metazoa; Porifera; Demospongiae; Tetractinellida; Geodiidae
Source: the annotation of a GenBank genome assembly